AUGGAGAAGAACACCAACACCAAUGCCAAUACCAAUAUCAAUAUCAACAUUGAUGCGGUAUCGGAGACCUCUCCUGACCAACGCCACGGCGGAGAGAGGUCUCCAAUGGCAGCUUCUCCACUACCACCUGCUCGCAACAUCGAUGACAUAAAUAACCCUCCCACCGUUGUCAUCGAACCCUCGUCCUCAACAUUAGUGGCGGCCCCGGAAAGCGCUACACCAGGCGACGUAAGACGGCGCCAGAGUGUAGAUGCCAUGUUCGACGUCGGAACAUCGUCACACGAGCAUGUUGGAGGAAGUUCCGACGCCGAAGCGGGGAAAAAAAGAGGACGAGGGGACGGAGGAGAGCAGCAGCAGCAGGUGAAAGCUGCAAAGAAAAAAGGAGAGCUAACGGAGGUUCCAAAGGGUGAGCCAAGAUGUGCAACCUGUAACAAAGUGUUCAAAUCGUGGAAAGCACUAUUUGGACACUUGAGGUCUCACCCUGAACGGACCUACCGUGGGGCUCUUCCUCCGCCAACCGCCGCCGAACUCGACAUUCGCCGUUGUCAGCAGCAGCUCGCUUCCACUUUGCUGACAGUGGCUCAGCAAGUGGCAGCGACCAGAAGAGGGCUGGAUAUUGAUCUCAACCAACCCUCUACUGCUGACGACGGAGACUCGCCGGACAACACCAGAGACGCCGGGUUUGAUCUGAAUCUCGAACCCCCGCCGGAGAGUGACGACGAGAAGUGA
Molecule: messenger RNA, 729 nt
Organism: Cucumis melo (muskmelon)
Lineage: Eukaryota; Viridiplantae; Streptophyta; Magnoliopsida; Cucurbitales; Cucurbitaceae
Exons: 1
Coding region: 1-729 (242 amino acids)
Source: RefSeq, a predicted model, not a curated record